AACCCCCACCGUAGAUUGUGGGACAUAUACCAAGAACAUCGUCUACAAAGAGGUCCUAACAAAUUAGACCCAUGGUAAGAGUUGCAUGUUCAGCUAACAAACUAAUAGGAUGAUGUUUGUCUUAUGUUUGAUUGGUCUGGUGUAUUAUCAAGUCAUGUUUGCAUGCUACAAUUGUUUUUAUUAGAGACGCACAUGUUUGUGUAUUAUUAGAGCAUGCAUACUAUCUUAAAGUAUUGUUGAGUUUUGGAUCAUUUGUGAAAUUAGCAAUAAUAAUUUUUAUGCAUCUAACAAUUUGUUAUGAAUGUAGGUUUUUGUCCCGCGAGAAUGGAAUCUCUAUUUGUAGGCUUGUCUCAUAACAAGCCAAAAAAAUCGGUGGCAACCGCAAUAGUUCGAGAAGACUAUAUUUGCACGCAAGGUGAUCUUGCUCUCAUCGAUUUUAUCAAGGAAAUCCCUUGUGAACCAAGGGUAGAAGUCGUUCUUAUUGAUGAUGCCUUUGUUGAAAGGAAGUGGAUGGAGUGUUUAUUUCAGCCGAGCGCAUAUUUAGGUGAUGAGGUUAUAGACUGUUACAUAAAUUUGAUAAAAGCUCAAAAGCAUCUAAAGUGCCGAUCUGGAGGUCGCGUUCACAUAGAAAAUGCUUUCCAAUUCAAUUUCCUGAAGCGAGAUGGUGAUCUUGAAAUUAAAACAGAGGAGCUAUAUCCAAUUAAAGACAUGACACACAUAUGUAGCGCUGAACGAAGGGUGUUACUUUACCUAGACCAUGACAUGGUGUUUAUUCCGAUAAACAUCCGAGAGACGCAUUGGUAUCUUGCUGUGAUCCAUGCAAGAAAUAUGGAGAUACAAGUGCUCGAUUCACUUGGUACUUCACAAGACCGCAAAGACCUCACUGACUCUAUUAAAGGACUGCAAAGACAAAUAGAUAUGAUAUCUCAACGUAAGGAGUUAAAAGACCACAGGUGGCCAGACCUCCAAGUUGCUUCUUGGCCGCUCAGAGAAAUAGACAUGGGAUAUGCAAAGCAGACAGAUAGCUCUUCAUGUGGCCUCUUUCUUUUGAACUAUAUCGAAUACUGGACAGGGGAUGAACUGUCUGACAGUUUUACCCAGGAUGACAUGUCACACUUUAGGAAAAAAAUGGCUGCUAUAUUACUAUCUUCAGACCUGAAUAAGAGAAGAGGGUGUCUGUUAUACAAAAAUGAAAAAGAAGUUGACUCUGGAAGCCCAUCUGAUGUUGAGAUAUUAGAAAACCCAACAGAUUCUAAUAAGAGGAAACUACUCCACGUGCUUGAUGAUAGCGAAGUAGUGUUUGAAGAUGAGGAAGGCCCUAUUACUCAAGCAGACUUGCAAAGGUGGUUUGUUGAUGAUUGGGAUAAAAGAGCUCCUGUAAAAGUCUCUAACGAUUGUUGCACCAAUGACUUUUUAAUGGUUGGUCUUUCCACAAAGGACAUGCCAGUGACCAAAGCCGAUUCAAUAGAUGUUUUAUGUGAUUAUAUCAUGGCAAUAGAAGACGAUACGACACUAGAGAGAACAUGGGUGCGAAGUUUCAAUCCUUUUAAGAUAGAAAUAUCUGUCAAAGACCUGCAAAACAUAUUAACGACAACUCAAGAUAUGAUUCUAAGAUGUUUUGAUAUGGCUGUUCGGCUGCUUGCCAAUAAAGAGUCACGUAAACCGAAAGAAGAAAUCAUAAAUAAUAGAAAGCAUUAUAUGGACAUGCGUUUUUGGAGAAUGGUUGGUUUUGGUAAACUUCCAAAGUACCAUCAGGAUCCUACAACAGAAGAGUUGGCCAAAACACUAGAUUGUUGGCCAUCAAUGAAUUAUUAUAUCACGGGUUGUAGAUAUGUUCUCAUGCCAUGGAAAUUCAAUGGAUGUCACGACUGGUGUUCCAAUUGA
Molecule: messenger RNA, 1884 nt
Organism: Zea mays
Lineage: Eukaryota; Viridiplantae; Streptophyta; Magnoliopsida; Poales; Poaceae
Exons: 11
Coding region: 298-1884 (528 amino acids)
Biological process (GO): protein desumoylation; proteolysis
Cellular component (GO): nucleus
Molecular function (GO): deSUMOylase activity
Source: RefSeq, a predicted model, not a curated record